AUGACCUGGUCUGAAGCCCAGCAUUACUGCAGAGAGCACUACACUGACCUGGCCACCAUACACAACAUGGAGGAUAUAGACAUGCUAAUCAAAACUUUAGACAGUGGUUAUACAGGUGAGGCUUGGGCUAGGAGUGGAAGACCUGGGAAGCAGUUCAGUUACUGCAGAGAGAAUCACACCGACCUGGCUAGCGUGAGGAACAUUGAUGAGAAUACGAAGACAAGCUUAGAAGAAAACAAGAUGUGGGGUGAAGCCCUGGAUUACUGCAGGGAGAAGCAUGUUGACCUGGUCUCUGUCCACUCCCAAAGGGUCCAACAGAGAGCUAGGAGGGCCUCCACCGACCACGUCUGGCUGGUCCUGCGCUACACCUGCACCCUGGUUCUGGGUGAGUGGAAUGGGUAG
This is a messenger RNA of Salvelinus namaycush (lake trout), 402 nucleotides long. Its product is annotated as L-selectin-like. NCBI's taxonomy places the organism in Eukaryota, Metazoa, Chordata, Actinopteri, Salmoniformes, Salmonidae. The record is from RefSeq and is a predicted model, not a curated record. The transcript has 3 exons. Bases 1 to 402 code for a protein of 133 amino acids.